AUGGGAGGCGAGAACAUAUCCCUCUUACAACUCCAGGCUCAAGCCAUGCUCGCUACGGGCCUCGAUAAUGUGAUCGCAAGAGCAACGGAGUUUGAGAUCCACGCCGCCUUGGUGCUGCUCGAACACCAGAAUAAGAAGAAGGAUACGAGCAAUGUCUGUCGCGUGAUCGCUAUGCUCAGAAGCAGCCCCGACGCGCGGAAGGUGGCGAACCAACUCAUAUCGCGGGGCAAGGAACGGGGAACGGAGCAGACACAUACCUCAAGUGACGGCAAGGCCAUGGAGACCGCCAGCCACAGCCGCGACAGUAACACGCCAAUCGACGAGCCACCUCAGACAUACGACUGUGCUGUCACAGGAGGAUGCUGCGAUAGCAUCACCAUGUCCGGCGCCGUGCAUCUCGCCGACAAAAUCACGCGUCGCGGUAGCAGCGAUCACUUGGUCGCGGACGCCCGCUCCCUCGAGUCCCUCGUCGACAACAUGCCACUCAAGAUCCUGCGACGCAAAGACAUCGCGGCGCUGAACCUGUUCCAGGACCCCGCUCCGUCCAUCAACCAGAUUCCAGACGAGUGGCAGACCACUGUGUGGGGUGUAUGGAGGGCGUGCGUUGAGCAAGCCAGCUUUGCUGAGGCCGGGACAGACCUGUCGAUGCUGGGCGCGUUGGCUUUGCGGGGAGGCAUGUCGUUCAAGAAGGGGAAGGUGACAUAUCCGGAGGACCUUGUGCCAACGGUGGGCGAGGAGGCUGAGGAGUACGAUGCCGAGUAUUGGGAAGCGCUGGCUGACCAGGGGUAUGCGAUGGGAGAGGUGUGGGGAAGCGUGUUUCCGGAUGAGCAAUCUGACGAAGUGAAUGGAGGUUAG
Cyphellophora europaea CBS 101466 is the source of this 855-nucleotide messenger RNA. RefSeq lists its product as uncharacterized. Lineage: Eukaryota; Fungi; Ascomycota; Eurotiomycetes; Chaetothyriales; Cyphellophoraceae. The coding region runs from base 1 to 855 and encodes 284 amino acids. The record is from RefSeq and is a predicted model, not a curated record. The transcript has a single exon.